This is a messenger RNA of Penaeus vannamei (Pacific white shrimp), 7087 nucleotides long. Lineage: Eukaryota; Metazoa; Arthropoda; Malacostraca; Decapoda; Penaeidae. The record is from RefSeq and is a predicted model, not a curated record.
AUAUGAAGAUGCUAGAAAACCUGGCAGUAGUGUCUUCCAGCCCCCCUCUUCAUCAACAAAUACCACAAUGCCUGCCUCAUUCUAUCCUGAGGCAAGACCUCAGCAGUAUGGAUACCAGCAGCCAAACUUCCCAGGUUAUGACCAAUAUCAUCACCACUACCAGGGUUACCAAUACCAAGAAUUUAGAGGAACGUACCCUCCCAAUGUCCCACCUGGACACCACUGGGGCCCUGCAGGUACUCCAGGUACAGCUCAGCAACAGCAGCAACCCUGGGCAGCUCACCCAUCUGGCCAUAUCCAGCCUCAUCCUCAAAGUGAACAUCAUUCCUCCAACUCACACCAUGCAUGGGACACCACUCAAUAUCAUUCCUUGGAGUAUCAGCGCAACUCCCAUAAUGACAGUCCAUAUGAGAACAAGAGUGCUGGCAGAUCCAAGCUCGAUGAACGCUUGGAGAAGAUGGAGCCAGCCAUCAAUAUCAACAACAAACCUCCCAAACACGAGUCUGAAGAAGAGGAGGACAAAUCAAAUUUGGACUUGGACACUAGGAUUGCCAUGCUGCUGCAGAACAAGGACAGUGGGAUGGCUCCCCCAUUCCUGGCUCUUGGGCUGGGAAGUGAUGAUGAGGAGGAGAAGAAGGAAAACAUUGUCCAGGAGGAGAAUAGAGUGAAGGAAAAGGAAUCUAGUGGUCCCACUUCCUCAAGUAGCAGUACCACAGACUCAGAUACUGGUUCUUCCUCUGAUUUGGAAAGUGAUAGUGAAGGUGGUGAUAGUUCAAAAGAAUCUAGCAGAGGGGAGGGCAAGUCAGACUGGGCUCUUCUUGCCAACAUUUUAGAACCUCUGUCAUCUCCUCCAUCCCCAUUCUUGUCACAUGAGAUGUACUUAUAUUGGCAUGAGAAGGGGAAUGAACUUAAGAAAGAAGCGCAAAGAAGAGAGAAAGAGGAAAAUAGAGAAAGAUUAAAAAAGCUCAAGAAAAAGAAAGUGAAAAAGAAAAGUAAAGAGACUAAAGGAAAUGAUAAAGUGAAAGAAAUUAAGAGUGAAGUGAAAGUAGAGUCUAUGCAAGAAGAUAGUCAAGUAAAUGGUAUUGAUGAUGAUAGGAUGAGUUUAUCUAGUUUAAGUUCAACUGAAGAUCCGAUCUUACAUGUCCCUAUUCCACCUGCGGGAAGUGCUGUUCCUCCACCUGCAGGACCUUUUACUGCUCCUCCCCCCGGUUACUCCCAGUAUGCACCCCCUCCAGGUUAUCCUCCCUCUUAUCUACCCCCUGGGUAUCCCCCCCCUCAUGCCAUGCCCCAGGAGGCAGCCUACCAAUGGCAGCCACCUCCAGGUUAUCCUCCUAAUUUUGUGUCAGGAUACCCAGGUUAUAAUACAGGUUAUAUGGCCAUCCCAUCAGGAUAUUCUUCCAUAAGCCAUCCACCACCAGGCCCUAGUGUUCCAGGCCAGGCACCAUUUCCAUCAUAUUUUGGAGCAGGCUACCCACCUACACAGGACCCUAGUGAUUCCACCCACAAAAGUGGAGAGUACCACGACCCAACUAUCAAUGCUGUGCUUGAUACUGUUAUUGAGGAACUUAAAAGUAUUCUAAAACGCGAUUUCAACAAAAGAAUGAUAGAGGCCACAGCGUUCAAGACUUUUGAAGCUUGGUGGGAUGACCAGGAGAGGAAGUUCAAAGCACAAGCUGCUGCAGAGAAGGAGACAUUCACAGACAAGCAAGCAGGACCUCAGGCUCGAAUAGAAAAAAUAAAUUCAAUAACGUCUUUAUUAGAAAAUCAAGAAGGCUUUGGCCUCGACUCCAUAGGUUCUAUGGGGUUAGGCUUCAGGGCUGCUAUGCCUAAAAUGCCAUCAUUUAGAAAAAUACGAAAAAUCAAACCUCCUUCACCACCUUGCAUGGAUGAAGAUAGCAGAGGUGCCAUCUCAGACGAAGAACAAAAGGAAGCAAUACCAAAAUUAGAUGACUCUUCAGAUUCUGAUUCAGGUCCUGAUGACUUAGUUCCUCCUAAAAAAUCCAAACCAUCACCUUCUACUGCCAAAAGGAAACCUAAAUGGUCAUCAGAUGAAUCUGGUGGUGAAACUUCAGAUAGAGAAGAAGAAAAAGAAGAGUCAUCGUCAUCAUCUUCAUCAAGUUCUGAAUCAUCGGAGUCAGAGUCAUCAUCAUCGGAGUCAGUUGAGAGUGAAGAUGAAGAUGAACCUGAAGAGCUCAAGGAAUUACGACGAUUGGAGGCAGAGUUUGAUGCUCAUGUUAGAUCAACAGUUGAUUCAGUCAUGCGCACCCCAGAGCAUGACAGACCAGCCACUCCUCUCCCAGAACUUCUCCCAGACCAGAUGGAGGAUGCAUGGUUAGAUGAAUCCCCACCUGCUCCUGUGGCCCCAGCACCAAAAGAACCUGCACCUUCUCCGGCAAAGAAAUCGCCUCAGUCAAAGUCCAAAAAGACUCCCAAAAAGAAUGAGCCUGCAGUCACUCCCAGGAAACCCUCCAAACCCCCUGUGUCAGAGAAGAAGGAGAAGGCUCAGAAACCCAAGGAAAGGAGAAAAGAAGCAGAAAAGGCAGAAAAGUUGAAAGAUGCACCAAAGGCUAAUGACUCUGAUUCAGAAACUGACACUGCUGAUGAGAAGAGCGACCUUGAUGAUGGAAUGGGUGAAUCAGCUGAAGCAGCAGAAGCCCUCAUGGCACUGGCAGGGGCAGCAGUGAAUGGCAGAGCAAGAUCAACAUCUUCCUCUUCUACCACUUCAUCAUCAUCAUCAUCUAGUGCAGCCACUGGAUCUACAGGAGAAGAGAUGAGAUCACCUGUUCUCAUGGAGCACAGCUAUUGCCUUCCUUGGGCACCCAAGGAUAGUACUCAAGUUACCUUCUUGCCUCCAGAGGAGUUAUCUAAAAAAGGACAAAGGGUAAUGGGAGGUUCUGAUCAUGACUACACCAGAGCACGGACACCACCCAAAGGAGAAAAGACGAAAUCCCCCAAGACCACAAGCAAAUUCACCACACCCAAGCCACGCGGCAAGGAAAACCGGGCCAUGCAGAUCAAGAGAGAAACGGAGGAGAAGCGUAAAUCCACUCCUCAGUUGCCAUCAAAAUCACCCAUGGUUUCAACCUUCCAGCCCCGCAACCAAAUGGAAGAGUACAACGUUCUUUAUUCAUUUCUUAUACGAGGUAUUGAUCAAGAAGAUAUUGAGCUUCUCAAGAGAAGUUAUGAAGGAAUGUUGGCAGAUGAUAGCCAGUCCUACUGGCUGAAUGACACUCAUUGGGUGGACCAUCCAGCCACAGACAUCCCUCUGCCCCCUAGAAAAAAACGGAGAGUGGAUGAUUUACCUUUGCACAAGACUGGUUGUGCUCGUACUGAAGGAAUAUACAAAGUGGACUCCAAACAGAAACAGAAACAUAAAUUUACAUUCCAUCAAGACCAUGCGUUACUUGCCAGUGAAGAGCCUCAGCAACAGAGUCUGGCUGUUCUGGAGUCCAGUAAGGCAAAGUUGACACAGAUGGCAGUGAGCAGGGAAGUGCGCUCCUUCCAAAGAAGACUCCUCACAGCCUUUGGCAAUGAAACUGACUCAGACUUGCUCAAGUUUAAUCAGCUCAAAUUCCGCAAGAAACUCCUGAGAUUUGGAAAAUCUCGCAUCCACGACUGGGGAUUGUUUGCCAUGGAAGCCAUUGGUUCUGAUGAGAUGGUGAUUGAGUAUGUUGGGCAGAGUAUAAGAUCAAUCAUCGCUGAUCUUAGAGAAAUUCAAUAUGAAAAGAUUGGCAUAGGGUCUUCUUAUCUUUUCCGAAUUGAUAUGGAAACAAUCAUUGAUGCGACAAAGUGUGGUAAUCUGGCCCGGUUUAUUAACCAUUCAUGCAAUCCAAACUGCUAUGCAAAAAUUAUCUCCGUUGAAACGCAAAAGAAGAUUGUCAUAUACUCGAAGCAGCCAAUUGCUUGUGGUGAAGAGAUCACAUAUGACUACAAGUUCCCAAUUGAGGAAGAGAAGAUUGUCUGUCUUUGUGGAGCAGCACAGUGCAAGGGGACACUCAACUAACAUGUCAAGAGGAUAUGGACAAUGUUUAUAGAAAGGAAACAGAGAGAGAGAGAGAGGGAGAGGAUGCCACAGUGAGGCCACUAGGUUUUAUAAUAGCUCAUUUCUCAUGCUUGGUUGAAUGGUUUCACUUUGCAUUGGGUUGACCUCCUGAUGUAUUGGUGACAUUAUACACAUACAAUUUUCUUGUAUUUCUGCCUCUUCUUAGUUUUAACUAUAACCUUUUAUUUCUAAUGCCCUUUUCACCUUAUCCUCUUAUCAUUCCAUUUUGCAUUAUACCUUUCUUUCUGUUCCUCCUAUUCUCAUUCUCCCUUCUCAUUUUCUCUUCCUAAACUAACCACUUUUCUCUCCCACCAAAGUGCACAAUUUCAUUGUAAGGUAACUGCUAGACCCUCCUUAUGCAUUAUUAAUAUAUUGGUAAUAGAGGAAUGCAGCAAUGAGCAUCUUAACACAGAUGCAAAGUAGGAGACUGAUGAAUAGGCUGAUGAUUUUUUUAUCUCUAGAUUUUUAUGUGUUCGUAGUACCUGAAUCUUCAUAUAUGUUUUGUUGUUUUCUUGAGAAUGAAUUAUGCUUAAAUGGAUUAUGUAAUUUGAAGAGGACCAAUAAGCAGGGAUGGCCCUUUGAGGAUUUACUGCUUUUACAUAUUUACUACACAAACAGGCAAGACCCAGAAUGGGGAAAGAAAAAUUCUUAGUUUUGAAUUAUACACUCUGCAUCCAGAAAGAGGAAGACUUACAUAUGAUAUAGUACUAAACCAUUGAUUUUGUCAUGGUAGAUUGUUUGGUUGAGCACAUUAAAAAAUUUCCUCCAAUUUCAUCAUUGCUUUAGGACCAUAUUUUCCAAGUACCAUCCAAUAUUGUAUAUUAAUUUAUUAUUUACCUCAAUAUAUUAUAUCAGAUAGCAUAAUGGUAUGAUGGAGAUUGAAAAGUGUGUUUGAGUCUUUGAGUAAGUUCUAUCGUGAUGUAUGCCUCUUAUUGCAUUGAGGAUAUGUGAUGUUCAGCACCAAGGUGUGUGUCAAAAAUGUUGACACUAGUCAUUUGGAGAGAAGUAUAUUACUUCCCUUUUGAUAACUUCUGUAUUAAUUGAAAUUAUUAUACAUGAGGGUUUUUUCCUCUUCCCUUCUUUAUUCCCUUUCUCUUUGUCAGUUGAUGCUUAUGUGACACAAAUUAAUAAUCAUCAGAAUCAGUCGUAUGAAGAUCUUGAAUUACCUGACCAUGUGAUAAUGAUAUAAUAUAAAACAUUGGAGUACAAAAUGAAGCAAAUCAUUUAAGAACCUCCACAUGAAUUAUUUAGAGGUGUGAGCAGUUAAUUUCUUAGAAAAAAAGAAAGCAUGCAACUUUUUUAAAGUCCACUUGAGAAUAUACAUAGUAAUCCCUUUCAAACUGGCAACAUCACUGAUUGCAUUGCAUGUUGAGGGUCUGUAUACUUUUACCAUACAGAAGAGAAGAGGAAAACUGUUGAAGAAAUACUUGUAGAUGGAAGCAUCAGAAGUCUUUGGUGGUUCAGGUUGGACUGGAUGUAUAACAAGUUAGUUGUAUGAAAAGACUAAGACACAGCAUUGUUGAAGAGGAAAUGCCCAUUACAAAAGGGGUUGCAUCACCUCAGGUUACUGCCACUUAUUGUCUACCUACUACUAAUAGGCUUUUAGUACCUUUUUAUACAGUUGAAUAUAGUACCCAUGUUAAGUAAGUGGAAGAAGAAGUCCAAAAGUAAUUUUGAAUAAUGUAAUGCAGUUUUUCCGUUUUUUCCUGCAUGAAGGGAUUAUUGACAGAUCAGUGAUGAAGCUUUCCAUCAGAGUACACCUUUGGCAGUUUCAGUAGACCAUUAUUUAAUUAUAUUUUUGGACUGUCUUCUGGCAAUUCUGCUGGUUUUCUUUUUAAAAAGUAAGGCUACAAAGGCGGAGAAUGCUGGUUGGUGUACACAUAGUUUUUAUAUGGACAAAAGAGUGGAGAUUCUAAAUGAGACAGUUUAUAUAUUUUUUUGCACCAGUCUCUCAUUUGCAGAUGCAGUGCUGUAGAUUAAUAUAGAGUCAAUUUUGUAGCCUAUAUUUUGUCAGACCUUAUGUUGUGUUAUAGUGUGGUGCCAAAAGUAGAAAGCAAAGAGGGACUGCUGGUAAGUAAUGAAGACAAGAAAUUGUUUUCCUUGUUUUAAUUAUUAUGUACUCAAAGGGAUUGAGAAAAAAGUAGUCAGGUGACUCACCUGAAGUGAAUUUCUCAUGUGAUUCUGAUACUGAACUUUUUCUCACCUUCUACCUUGUAUUUUCAGAGCCUCUUUUCUCUCUGUGACAGAUAAAUGACAACAGACCUAGUCCCAGCAAAGUAAAACAUUUGUUUAACAAGGAUUGAAAAUGUUUUAUAUAACUGUCUGAACAGUCCCUCUUUUGCAAAUUUGUAGAGCAUCAAGCUCAGGUAUGUCUUUCGUAGAACUGACACAGAACAGUGAAUUUCCAUCAUAGGGAAUUAGAUCAUUUUAAAUUUACAAAAAUGUCAUACUUAAAGAACAUUAUCUUGUUUAUUUGUUUAUUUUAUUUUGUUUUGUGUUCCUAUAUCAGUCUUCUAAAAAUAAAGUCCUUGAAAGAUGAUUGAUCUCAAAUUGGACAUUAGACAUUAUCAGAUUUCAUAAAGCAUUACCAGCAAGUUAGUUGCAUGUGACAUACUAUAUGAAUAUGGUACUUACAAAUUGCAUAUAUAUCACAUGUAAAUUUUAGAGCUUAAAAAGUUUUUUCACAACCAUUCUUCAUAAUAUUAGUAUUCAAGGCAUCACAGAACAAGGUAAUGGCAUUUUCAUAAAUAUGUGGCGUAUAAUUUUUGUGCUGCUCUCUUCUUUACAGUUUGGAUUCAGACUCAUGUAUGUUAUAUCUAUAUCAUUUUUCCAAACUACGUUACAUUUUAUUUGGUAUUUUAAUAUUGUAAGAAUUUCUUUCUUUAUUGAUCUAAUACCCUGUAUCAUCUCUUACUGUGACAUCUUCCUCUUCCAGUUUUUCUCUCUCUUUUCCUCCUCCACCUUUUUUCCCUUCUUAUUCUCAUUCUUUUGCUUCUCCUUUCUCCUCAUCCUAAUCAUCAUCAUCUUCCUUUUUCUCUUAUUAUU